GGGGUCCAUGCGGCGGCGCGCGGGGUCGCCCGGCUCCGGGAAGCACGCGGGGGUGAGGCCAACGAGGCGGCCGCCCGCCGCUCCGGGACUCCGAGCGCCAGGAGCUGAACACUACCUCUACCUGCAGAAAAUUGGCAGUACCUCUGAGGAGCCCUUGCCUUAGCCUGGACCUGCAGCACCAUGACUUCCUGUUUCAUGGGCUAUCUCAGUGCCCUGUGUGCCCUGCUGCUUGGAUUCCAGCUCGUCUGCCCACAGCCCUCCACUGAACACAGAAAGGUUCCACAGCGGAUGGCAGCAGCAGAGGGUGCCUCAGAGGACAGCAGUGGUGGCACCCAGGGUGUGUGGGGUGCCUGGGGCCCCUGGUCCGCCUGCUCACGCAGUUGCAGCGGAGGAGUGAUGGAGCAGACACGGCCCUGCCUGCCCAGCUCCUACCGUACACGUGGCAGCCACCGACCCGGGGCGCUAUCCUUCUCUGGCCACGUCGUGUCGGCUGUGCGCACGUCGGUGCCACUGCACCGGAGCAGAGAGGAGCAGCGAGGCCUGGCGGGCCCAGAUGCCAGCCACCAGGGAUCCGCAGUGUUGCGUGGCAGCAGGCACCCGCAGGCCCGGGGCCGAGACCCUGCUGAGAGAAGGAGCAGGACCCGAGGUCCCAUCGGCCCUGGCAAGUAUGGCUAUGGGAAGGCUCCCUACAUUUUACCACUGCAGAAGGACAGCACACACACACCCCAGAGGCUGCGGAGACAGAGGCCCUCAGCACGGAAUUCCAGGUCUCAGGAGGCAUCUGCUCCUAGACAGGGCUACAGGCUGCCAGCCCACCAGCUCCCUCAACAUGGAUCUCUGUAUCAAAGUGACAAGGACCCUCACUCUGGACUGCAGGCCUCUGAGGCUUCCAUCUACCAGCUGCCUUUGACUCAUGACCAGGGCUAUCCUGUAGCUUCAAGUCUCUUCCACAGUCCAGAAAUAAGCAACAACCAUGGUGCCGGACCCCAUGGGGCAUCACAGAGCUUCUCGCAGCCUCUUCGAUCCACAGCAAUCUCAUGCAUCGGAGCCUAUCGGCAGUACAAGCUGUGCAACACCAAUGUAUGUCCAGAAAGCAGCAGAAGUAUCCGGGAAGUACAGUGUGCAUCCUACAACAAUAAACCAUUCAUGGGCCGGUUUUAUGAAUGGGAGCCAUUUGCAGAAGUGAAGGGCAAUCGCAAAUGUGAGUUGAACUGCCAGGCUGCGGGCUACCGCUUCUACGUGCGACAAGCCGAGAAGGUCAUUGAUGGCACCCCCUGUGACCAGAACGGUACCGCCAUCUGCGUGUCGGGACAGUGCAAGAACAUUGGCUGUGAUGACUUCCUAGGUUCUGACAAAGUCGUGGACAAGUGCGGGGUAUGUGGAGGUGACAAUACGGGCUGCCAGGUGGUGUCAGGAGUAUUUAAGCAUGCCCUGACCAGCCUGGGCUACCACCGUGUUGUGGAGAUUCCCCAAGGAGCCACAAAAAUCAACAUUACCGAGAUGCACAAAAGCAACAACUAUUUGGCCUUGCGCAGUCGUUCUGGCCGCUCCAUCAUCAACGGGAACUGGGCAAUCGACCGCCCUGGGAAAUAUGAAGGUGGAGGGACGAUGUUCACCUACAAGCGUCCAAACGAAAUCUCAAGUACUGCUGGAGAGUCCUUCUUGGCUGAAGGUCCCACUAACGAGAUCUUGGACGUCUAUAUGAUACACCAGCAGCCUAACCCUGGAGUCCACUAUGAAUAUGUGAUCAUGGGCAACAAUGCUAUCAACCCACAGGUGCCACCUCAGCGGAGACCAGGGGAACCUUUCAAUGAGCAGCUGGAAACAGAAGGGAGAAGCCAGGAGGACAGAGACGAGAACGAGAGCGAGGACAAGGAGGACUUGCAUGGCAAAACCCCUGAACAUUUCACAUCGGAAUCAGCACAGACCUUCCCAGUCAGGCAUCCAGAUAGGUUUUCUUCCCAUCGACCAGACAACUUGGUGCCUCCAGCACCACAGCCCCCGAGGCGAAACCGAGAUCACAACUGGAAACAGCUGGGGAUGACAGAAUGCUCCACCACCUGUGGAAAAGGAUCGCAGCACCCUGUUUUCCGCUGUGUGCACAGAAGCACCCACGAGGAAGUUCCCGAGAGCUACUGUGACUCCAGUAUGAAGCCAACCCCCGAGGAGGAGCCCUGCAACCUCUUCCCCUGCCCAGCCUUUUGGGAUAUCGGGGAGUGGUCUGAGUGCAGCAAAACCUGUGGCCUGGGCAUGCAGCACCGCCAGGUCCUGUGCCGCCAGGUGUAUGCCAAUCGCAGCCUGACGGUGCAACCCUACCGCUGCCAGCACCUGGAGAAGCCGGAGACCACCAGCACCUGCCAGCUCAAGAUCUGCAGCGAGUGGCAGAUUCGGACUGACUGGACUUCGUGCUCCGUGCCGUGUGGUGUGGGACAGAGGAACCGAGAAGUGAAGUGCGUGAGCAACAUCGGGGAUGUGGUAGAUGACGCGGAGUGCAACAUGAAACUCCGACCAAAUGACAUCGAGAACUGUGACAUGGGACCCUGUGCAAAGAGCUGGUUCCUCACGGAGUGGAGCGAAAGGUGCUCAGCGGAAUGUGGGGCUGGAGUGCGGACACGUUCAGUGGUAUGCAUGACCAACCAUGUCAGCAGCCUGCCUCUGGAGGGCUGCGGGAACAACAGGCCAGCAGAGGCCACCCCAUGUGACAAUGGACCCUGCGCGGGCAAAUUGGAGUGGUUUGCUGGGAGCUGGAGUCAGUGUUCCAUUGAGUGUGGCAGUGGGACACAACAGAGGGAAGUGAUCUGUGUUAGGAAGAACACAGACACCUUUGAAGUUCUGGACCCUUAUGAGUGUUCCUUCCUGGAGAAACCCCCCAGCCAGCAGACCUGCAACCUCAAGCCUUGUGGAGCCAAAUGGUUUAGCACAGAAUGGAGCAUGUGCUCCAAGAGCUGCCAGGGAGGCUUCAGGGUCCGGGAAGUACGGUGCCUGUCAGAUGACAUGACCCUGAGCAGUCUCUGUGACCCUCAGUUGAAACCAGAAGAGAGAGAAUCUUGUAACCCUCAGGACUGUGUCCCUGAAGUUGAUGAAAACUGCAAGGACAAGUACUACAACUGCAACGUGGUGGUCCAGGCGCGCCUCUGUGUCUACAACUACUACAAGACUGCCUGCUGUGCCUCUUGCACCCGUGUGGCCAACAGGCACUCAGGCUUCCUGGGGAGUAGAUAACACCCCUCCCUCCGUCAGUAGGAUGACACUAGCUGCCUGCCCUCCAGGACUGCAGUGUGCCUGGCUGGCUGGCUGCUCAACCAGGGACUUCUCGAUACCCAGGGCCACUGCCAGCCCACUUAGUCACCACCUCGCCUUCAUAAAGCAUACCACAUGGUACCCAGGAUGUUAGAACACCAUGGAUGGUCCUUAAAGCAUUGCUCUGUACUGUUGACCUUUCUGGGGCCUGGCACCUGCUAAUGGUACCUACCAAAAAGCAAGCAAUGGACUCCAUGUGGCUCUCAGCCUCACUCCUGCUCUGCUCUUUUCCUGGUCAGUAGAUGGACCACUGACCAAGCAUAGCCUCCUCCCUGGUGCUACUGGUCAGUCUAAAAUUGAAAGUGAGAGGGGGCAGCACCGUAUUCCACAGAGCCACCAAGCCUUGCUGAGACCUGUGCACCCCUCCGUUUCCUCAGCCCAACUGUGCCUGUUGCCAUUCCUAAAGACAAUAGACUGUUUCCCUGUUUUAGGACAGAAGUAUCUCACAAUAAGAGUGCUUUAUUGUUUAGCAGAUGUGUUCACAGAUACUAGCUCACUAGUGACUGUAGCACCCCAGAAUGGGAGGCAGGGGAUAAAUAAGUGCCCCACUUGACUGGCAAGGAAACUGAGGCUCAACUUAGGUAACUGACCUGCCAUUUGGUGGUAGAGUUGACAUCUCAUGGCACUUCCACCAGUGACCAGACUGGGGCCUGUCCAGAGGCCUUCAGUCUGGAGGAUGAAUGGGGCUUCAUUUCUGACCAGAAGGCUGACAUUUCACAUUCCAUGAACAGAGCCCAGGCUUUUGGUUUCUUCCUUCUGCCCCAAAGUGCUGCCUCGUGGGAGUGCUUAGUUCUUUCAAGAGGUCUGUUUCCAUGUUCCCGGUCCCUCAAUUACAGAUUCUGCUGACAGGCUGCUGUAGGUUUAGCUAAAUUCCAUCCUCAGCAGAACUGUCCCAGGAAACAAGGAAGCCACAGAGAGAGCUGGGGCACCUGCUGGGAAUUCUACUCUCAUCCCACAUGGUACAUCCCUGGACCUCUCAGGAGCCAGAGCAAACUCCUGCAGCCCACAUGCCACCCGUGUUCUGCCAUGUCUCCUAGGUUCUCCACAAUGUAUCACCCAGUGGAAAGCCUAGCCCAUUGGUUCCAGCAAAAUCCCCAUGUUGCAGUAGAAAGAACCUUGUGGGUCUUACAUGUUGAUUAAAGGGUUUCUCUCUGGAGGCCUCACAACCCUUCCUUCCCCAUGACUCAGCUCCCAUAGGACUUGACUAUCAAGUUCAAUUUUAGUGCAACCUGUCUGGAAGAAGGAGCUAUGAGGCUCUCCCAGUCUUCCCUGACUUGCUUUGCCCAACUCUCUAUUCCAGAGGCCCAAGGCCUGAAGGGACCCAUAGCGUGUAUUGAAAGGUGAACCAUCUGAAAAGAAAAACAGUUAAGAGGAAUAUUUUAAUCUGUACAGAUUGUAAACUUACAGAAAUCCUCUUAUUUUGGGUCCUGGGAACAUUGCUCUUAAAGCAAGCCUAUAUCCUUGGCAACAAGGUUUCUCCCUGGAGCUCUUUUGCCUGGAACGGCCAACUUGAAGAUGGUUCACAGAAGUGGGAUAGCAUCACCUACCUGCUUUUAGACGCUCUAUUGGGAUUCCACUAGCCUAGCCUUCUAUUUGGCCUUCUGUGGUGUCCUUCCAAAGUCUCUACCUGGUGCCAAGUCAGCAGCGCCCCCUCUCCUGAUGCUCUUGUGGCAGGUAGAUACCCAGCCUGGCAUGGGAGUUUCUGUCCAGUUCCCACUCCCUCAGGCCACAUACUUUUGUUCAACACAGGGAGUUUUUCCUUUAUGCCACUGCUCUCAGCUCUCACUAGACAAUCCAGUCAUUCAAAGGAUUCCUUAGAAGAUGUUUGCCUGCAUCCUUGAGGGUAUGCACAAUCAGUGGUGGACAAGAAGAAAGCUAGCUUUAGUUCAAGGGAAGGAAAACAUUACAGCAACCAAAGCCACCCAACAGAGGAAUGGGUCACCACAAGGAGCGGAGCACCAUCCCCGAAAGAACUUCUCUGUCUGGUGGGGAGUGAGCACUCUGAUCUUUCCAACUCAGGAAUUCUCAGGUCUGAGCUGGGUUAAUGAUGGCUUUGUCUCUCUGGGUACAGGGUUGCUGAUGGCUUUGUCUCUCUGUGGUUCUGGGUGUCACCUAACAGGUCUUAGGAGGGACAAUGAUCCUCCUAUGAGACUGGAACUGGGUCGGUGCAAUUGGAUCAGCCCCAAGUCUUCAGGAAGGGAAAACACUUCACCUGAGGGCGGUCAAUUCUCUGAGCUGUUCUUGGAAAUUCACUCAUCUUUGGAAGGUUAUAGAUUUCUAAAAUGGGAUCAAUUAACAUAUUUGUCAUAGAAACCUAAUUUCUUAUUCCAGCACCUGCAUGCCUUUCUUCCUAGUGCAGCAGGACCUUGGAGGUACCCAGUGAUGAGCACCAUGGUCCUGCAGAUGGCUCUUUAUCUGACAUCUUCUCAGACCUUUCCACAUUCCCUUCACUGGAUGUCAUGUAGAAUAGAAGUUUAUAUUUUAAUACUGUUUUCUAGGCGUGCCAGAUUGCCUCAUCCCCAGCUCUGAAUGAAAAAUUAGAUAAAUUUAAGCUGUUUUAUACUUUUCUCACCAAAAUCAAGAAAUCCCCAAACAUAAGCGGUUUGCUUUUUUCUCUUUCACUCAUUGGAAAAAGAAAUGCUCCUUGCAGUGUCUGCAGAGCCCUUUAGUGUCUAUUCACCCAGCAGAUCUUCCAAGAUCUGCAUGAGUCAAAAAAACACUCUGAACAAGCGCCUUGUAAACAUGGCCGCUAGAGGGAGCAGUUCCCUUCGCAGACACUGUGCGCCUUUGGAUGCCUGUGGACCAGAGGAACCCAAGUGAGCCUGAGAGAGGGUCCCUGAGACUUGAGCCUGUCGCCCGUGGCUACCCCGUUGUCUGGUCCAGAGUGUUUGUGGUUUGCUUUUCCCUCAUUGCCUUUAGCAUGUAUUGUCCGUGCAUUCUCAAAAAGUGUUCACGUUCAACAGUCUUUUAAAGGUGGCUUUAUAAAGUGAUGCAAAAUGGUACACGUCAGCUUGAUGGAUUGUGCUGCAGAAGGAAAUCUAGUUAUUACUAGUACCUGUCCAAGCUAGCGUCCUUACCUCAUUAAGUCAGCCAUCCUUCAGUUGGUACAUCAAUUUUCUAAUGUGGAAGAAAAUAUCAAUCCAAGUAGUGAAAAGAAACACAGCUCGCACUCUAACAGGGUGAAUAAUCUCUAUCUGCCUACUAGAGGAAGUUGAUAUUUGGUCCUUUCCACAUAAAACAUUUUCCAUAUAGCUUAGAUGUUUAAAAAGGUGUCUUACAAAGAAAAUCUGUGUGCAACCCGAACUUGGAGAGCCAAUGACUCGGAUAAGAGGGGCUAGGUCUGAAAAGAUAUAAAAGACCAAGAUAAAACACAAAUCUUAAGAAUUCACUAGGAAGCAGCAUAAAGUUCUAUCUUUAGAGUAAAAAUAAUAAUAAUGAUACAGGUAAAAGGUGAGGGAAAUGGAAGAGUUUGAGUUGAUAAGUUCAAACUGAGUCCCUAAAAUGGUGUGGAGGCAUAGCUCAGUCAGUUAAGUGCUGAGGAACUGAGUUUCAUUCUCAGAACCCAUCUACACAAAGCCUGGUGUGGUGCCACACACUUAUAAUCCUAGUGCUGGGGAGGUGGAGACAGGCCCUGGGGCUCACUGGCUAGUCAGCCCCGCCUACUUGGCAAGUCCCAGGCUGGUGAGAAACCCUGUCUCUAAAACCAAAAUGAACCUGAAGAACCACAGUUGAGAUUGUCCUUUCACCUCCACGUGCACACACAUAAGUGUGUGGAGUGUGUGUGUGUGUGUGUGUGUGUGUGUGUGUGUGUGUGUGUGUAUGCACCCCCCCACAAGCCACUUAGGCCAUAGAGAAAACAUGAAUAAGAGUUAAGCUGCAUGUGUCUGUUAUUGCCCACUUUAGGAAGGCUAAUCAUAUAUAAGAUUCAGGGAAUGUCCAAUCCUGAUAAGAGGGGGGACUGUUAGAGAUGGCACAAGGACUCCUGAUGUGUGCCACCUGCAAAAGAGAUACCAGGAGAGCCAUCUUUGACAAGAAAGGAGAAGCCUUAAUGAGACAGUGGCUAGCCCUUACAGGAAAAAAAACAACCUUCUACAAACUGGAGCCUCUGAAAGCACAGGAACUCCAGAGUUAGUGGUGAAUAACUCAUCCCUAGAGGUGGCAGCUGAGGCCCACCAGUCAUGUGUCAGGACAUGGGAAAAUGAUCCAGCUAUCUGGCCUGGCAGCAUGUUGUUCAGGCUCAUCUGCAAGUCCAGGCUUUGGUGGUUCUAUAAGUAGAACUGCCCUAAGUGGUUCGUCUAGUUAGGGACAGCAAGUGCCUGGCCCACAUUUGUCCUGUUCCUAACUUUUGCCACCAUGUCAGCCAUUUGAACUCAUUGGUACACACGCCUCUGAGCUGCAUGUGGCCUCAUAUCACAGUCCCCAGCGACUUGGCCGAGCUGCCCCCAUAUGGCCCUGCUUCACAGAGGACAUAGAUACAUGAGGACAGCUAACUGCCGGCCUGGGGUAACAUCUCCAUGGAGGUAGCCUUGGCUAGCUUUCGCCCCUUACCUGCAAUCUAUUUUGCAAAAGCAUUUUGCCUUCCCGCAUUUUUUGCUGACACAGAAUGAUUCUCUCUCUCCACCCCAAGCCAUCCUCUUCAUCACCUAUACCUGAUUCCAUUGAGACUUCCGUCAUGCUAUGGAAAAGUGACCACGAAAAGGUGGAAUCUUCCAGCCAUCUUUCUCAGCAUCUUCCAAAAGAGGAGCCCCUAACCUCAGUGAGAGAGAUCCAUUCUAUUACACAAACUAACUCCCACCUGCCAGGACCCCCAGCUCCCCAUCAACCAUCUGACAGAAGGAUAUACUUUGUUAUAACUUAUUAUUUUGUUCUUUGUAAAUACAAGAUGUUUAUAGGAAAUAUAUAUUCUGAACUCUAUCUGCAGAGUGAAUCACUAUACCAAAAUAGUUCUAUUACUUAGAGUAUGUUCAUUGUAAAGGGACCUAAUAGGUAUUUAUUUACAUAUGCCAACCACGAAUGUAUAAAAUCAUUUGGUUAUACAAACUCAGUUCCCUAGAAUGUUGCUAUGCCACAGUGUCUUAUUCUAAGUCAGCCCUUACCAUCGUCUAGUACACUGAUUAGCCAAACUCCGUGGAGUUUAAGAUCAAAUAUAACUGACUGUGCUUUUCGACCUAUUCAGGGGUUUUUCCCCCUGGUAUUGUGCCUGACCAAGAUUACCACCUUUCCAUCUUAAAUAUUAUAUUUUCUCAUAUAAUCUGCUCUCUCCUCACACCCAAACACUUGGAGAAGGGCAAGCAACUUGUCACAAGUCUUUCUUGUCCCUUCUCAAAUGUGGCCUGCUAUUAGGUUCCCAGUUGCCUGGGAAAUCAGAGCUGCAGGUGAGAUGUGAUGCAGGAUCUGGGAGAGGCUUGGGGACAUGUGGCAUCAUUCUCUGCUCUGAUAACACCUCCAGGGCUUUUAGCAGAGUCUACUGGGCCAGGGCCUCAAGACUCAACUGGGAACUACAGAUCCAGGAGCAGGAAGCCCAAGAGUAUACCAUCAACUCUAGGUCACCUUUGCAGCAUCAAGUUAUUAAGGAAAGAGGUGGAGAGUAGACGAUGAAUUAUAUGAGUAAAUGCAGUCUGUUUUCAGCAAAACGAAUAUUUUUGUGUAUGACUAAUUUAUUUUUAUUGUAAAAAUACAAUAAAUGAUUAAAA
Messenger RNA from Nannospalax galili (Upper Galilee mountains blind mole rat), 8993 nucleotides. RefSeq names its product thrombospondin type 1 domain containing 4 (gene Thsd4). Gene Ontology annotation, molecular function: metalloendopeptidase activity. Gene Ontology annotation, cellular component: extracellular matrix. NCBI's taxonomy places the organism in Eukaryota, Metazoa, Chordata, Mammalia, Rodentia, Spalacidae. The transcript is spliced from 18 exons. Gene Ontology annotation, biological process: extracellular matrix organization. The record is from RefSeq and is a predicted model, not a curated record. Bases 181 to 3222 code for a protein of 1013 amino acids.